AUGGCGGAGGACAGCGAGUCUGCGGCCAGCCAGCAGAGCCUGGAGCUGGAUGACCAGGACACCUGCGGCAUAGACGGCGACAAUGAGGAGGAGGCCGAGCACGCCAAGGGAAGUCCUGGAGGGGAUUUGGGGGCGAAGAAGAAGAAAAAGAAGCAGAAGAGAAAAAAGGAGAAACCAAAUUCUGGAGGCACCAAAUCAGAUUCUGCGUCUGACUCCCAGGAGAUUAAAAUUCAACAGCCUUCAAAAAAUCCAGCCAUUCCAAUGCAGAAGCUUCAAGACAUCCAAAGAGCGAUGGAGCUGCUCUCUGCAUGCCAAGGCCCAGCAAAGAAUAUUGAUGAGGCUACCAAACGUAAAUACCAGUUUUGGGAUACGCAACCUGUACCUAAACUUAAUGAAGUUAUAACUUCACAUGGUGCAAUUGAACCAGAUAAGGACAAUGUCCGCCUAGAGCCAUAUUCUUUGCCACAAGGUUUUAUGUGGGACACAUUGGAUCUUAGCAAUGCUGAAGUUCUGAAGGAGUUAUACACACUGUUAAAUGAGAAUUAUGUAGAAGAUGAUGAUAAUAUGUUUAGGUUUGAUUAUUCACCUGAAUUUCUUCUGUGGGCGCUACGUCCUCCGGGCUGGUUACCCCAAUGGCACUGUGGGGUUAGAGUGUCUUCAAACAAAAAACUGGUAGGAUUCAUAAGUGCCAUCCCUGCAAAUAUUCGUAUUUAUGACAGUGUGAAGAAAAUGGUAGAAAUCAAUUUUCUGUGUGUCCAUAAGAAACUGAGAUCUAAACGGGUAGCACCUGUACUGAUUCGGGAAAUAACCAGAAGAGUAAACCUGGAAGGAAUUUUUCAGGCUGUUUACACUGCUGGAGUGGUACUCCCCAAACCUGUGGCCACUUGCAGGUAUUGGCAUCGAUCACUGAAUCCCAGAAAAUUGGUGGAGGUGAAAUUUUCACAUUUGAGUAGAAACAUGACUCUACAGAGAACAAUGAAGCUCUACAGACUUCCUGAUGCCACAAAGACUUCAGGUUUGAGACCAAUGGAACAAAAAGAUACUAAAGCAGUACAAGAAUUAAUCAACACUUACUUGAAACAGUUUAAUCUUGCUCCUGUGAUGGAUGAAGAAGAGGUAGCCCACUGGUUCCUGCCUCGGGAUCAUAUUAUUGACACUUAUGUAGUAGAGGGCUCAAAUGGUAUUUUAACAGACUUCCUGAGUUUCUACACAUUACCUUCAACAGUGAUGCACCAUCCUGUUCAUAAAAGCCUCAAAGCUGCCUAUUCCUUUUACAAUAUUCAUACAGAGACCCCCCUCUUGGACUUAAUGAAUGAUGCACUCAUUAUAGCUAAAUUGAAAGGAUUUGAUGUGUUCAAUGCACUAGACUUAAUGGAGAACAAAACAUUCCUGGAAAAACUCAAGUUUGGGAUUGGAGAUGGAAAUUUGCAGUAUUAUUUGUACAACUGGAGGUGUCCUGGCAUGGAAUCCGAAAAGGUUGGUCUUGUAUUACAAUGAGAACACUUAUGUUUCUAGAACUCUGAGGUCAUCGUUUGAGUUAAUUUGAUCUCCAUAACUCUUGGAAUGGUAUUGUUCAAGAGGAGUAAAAGCACAACGUCAGUGAUACUGAAAUAGUCCAUUAAACCUGAACAAUGAAGACAUCCAUAUGUGACCAAAUUUAUGCAUUUUCAGAUAGAUCAGAAGGUCCAUGAAACUCUUUUAUUGUCCAUGAAAAGAAUAAAAGCACAUUCAUUUAAGUUUCAAAGCUUAGCUUGCACCUUGAUGAGAAGAAGGUAUUUUUUUUCCACUCUGUAGAAAAGACUGUUUUGUACAAACUGAACUUCAGUGGUGGAUUAGGGUACAAAAAUAUUUGCUAUUAUGUGGAUGAACUGCUGCAUUUCUAUUUAUUAAGUGGUGGUGUAUGUUUGUCAGUGUAACAGAAUGAAGGAUACAAACUUGAGUAUCUUUGCUUAUUUACGUCACGUGGAUAUCAUCAUUUGGGGGAAAAUCAUGAAGUACGAUACGUUUGUAGCUCUACGAAAGUCCUGGAUGUUUUUGUAACUGGAGCAGUAUGACAAUGUACUGGUUUAACUAGUGCAUUUGUUUCUCCAUAAGCAACGCUGCCAAAUCAAUAAAAAUACAGAUUUGUACUUUGAUCUUCAA
Molecule: messenger RNA, 2142 nt
Organism: Gymnogyps californianus (California condor)
Lineage: Eukaryota; Metazoa; Chordata; Aves; Accipitriformes; Cathartidae
Gene: NMT2
Product: N-myristoyltransferase 2
Exons: 12
Coding region: 1-1497 (498 amino acids)
Biological process (GO): N-terminal peptidyl-glycine N-myristoylation
Cellular component (GO): cytoplasm
Molecular function (GO): glycylpeptide N-tetradecanoyltransferase activity
Source: RefSeq, a predicted model, not a curated record